This is a messenger RNA of Rotaria socialis, 2430 nucleotides long. The record is from the annotation of a GenBank genome assembly. NCBI's taxonomy places the organism in Eukaryota, Metazoa, Rotifera, Eurotatoria, Philodinida, Philodinidae.
AUGCUAUCCGGUAGAGGGGCUGCAAGUAAUAGUAAUGAUAAUAAUACCAGUUCUAAUCAAAGACGGCAAUGGCCUGAAGGCUUCAUGUCAACGGACAAAUUUAUACGGCUUUAUAGAGAUGAUGACCGUCAAUUAAUUCAAAAUUUGGUUAACGAAUAUCUCUUGGGAGGUUCGAAUAAUGUACUUGAUCUUAUUCGACAUUGUCCAACUGAAUAUUUCGAGGCUCUAGUCGAUCUGAUUUGGCACACAGGAUCUCAACCAGUGGAUAGUAAUGAUGAUGAUCUAUUAAUUUAUAAUCAACGUUCUUCUCUUCUCUCAUCAUCACUGACAAAUGUUCAUCGAAAAGGGGCUCGUCGUCGUUUAGCAAUUAUUUUCAUAGAAGUAUUAAAAUUAUUAUCAACACCAGCUGCCAGCGGUGGCAGAUAUGAUCAUCAGCGACAACAUCGCAUCUUUGUUUUUCCUUCUUAUGUUAGCCAAUUGGUUCAUUAUGAACCUGAUAUAUACGGAUUAAGUUGUCUUGCACUUGCUUCAAUCGUUCUUAUCAAUCCAUGCAUAAUUCAUCAUAAAGUAUCAUUUUUAAUUGAUGCUCUGAAAUUCGCAGCCAAUUAUUUUGUUAAAGCAAACCUUUCUUUUGAAACGCCAUCGACAUUUGCUCUUUCUAUUUAUUCAUUGUUCUAUUUAUUGUAUUUACUCUAUCCCAAUAAUCUUCGUCGAGAACUUCAACCAGAAUCGACACAAUCAACUAGUGGCCACGAAAAACCAACGAAUCGAUUGGGUAUUGAACGAGUUUUAUUGCCACUUUGCUACUAUUUUAAAUUUCAACCAAGUAUUGUUUGUGGUAAUGCUGAAUCUGAAAAACAAGAGAAUCGUUGGCAAAAUGAGUCAUGGCAACAAUUAAUCGCAAAUGGUGAUCGUUGCGUCGUAUCUGAUGAUGUAUCGCCAUUGCUAUCAAACGAUUUUAAAAAACGUAAAGAGGAAGAAAUGAGAAAAUCUACAGAUCCAACACGAUAUGACAUUGCUCAAAUUAUUCAAAUGUGCAACGAAUAUACAGAGAGCGUUUUACACCCGAGUGAAGUUAGAAGUCAAAUAGUAAAGAAUACAAUUGAAAAACAAUAUGGCACAAAGCAUUCAACGGAUUGCUAUUCGAAUUGUUCAGACUCGUAUUGUCAAACAUUUGAACAACAAUGGCAAACAACAAUACAAAAUGGGCAAAUGAAUCUUUCACGUUUUCAAACACCUGAUGGGUCAAAUCGACGCCUUAAUGAUAAUAAUAAUUCUACGAAUAGCACAUCAAACAGAAAAGAUCCUUGCUUAAACGAUCCUAUUCAAACUGAUCAUAAUAUACAUGCAAAAGUUGAAUUACAACUGGACAUGUUAGAUUGCAAUUAUGAACAUGACAAACGAGAAUAUUAUGCGCAAUUAAUCAGAGAUUUUCAAAAAACAACGCCAAUUAAUGAAUUAGAUAAAGCAUUAAAAGCGCACGAAAAGCAAUAUACAGAAUUAAUAAGUAUUCACGAAAACAAACGUCCAAUAAUUCAUGAACUUCGUAAACGUAUCAAUGAUUUUCAUCAAAUGAAUGAAGCAUUUUAUAAUUCAUUAUCAGCUACUCAAGUUGAAUUAAAAACAGACGAAGAUGAGCAUUGGCGACAAAAUUGUUUAUUUACUGAAAAAUAUUCGAAAUUAAACAACGAUUUACAUGAAUUAGAACAAACAAAAAUUUCGAUUGAAAAUGAAAUCCGUGAACUUCAACGACGUUCAUUUCAAUCAAAACAAGCAGCUAAAGAAUCUAUUGAAUUACGCGAUACAAUCGACAAAUUAUUUAGUGAUUUAGCUUGUGCAAGAAAAAAACAUCAAUUAUUACAUAAGGCUUUAUUGAAUGUUAAACUCAAACCAAUCGAUGCAGAAAAACUCUAUGUCAUGCAUCAAAACGAAGACGAUCAUGAAAAUCAAGAUUCAUUAACAUUAAAUGAAAAGAAAAGGAAAUUUGAUGAAUAUAAACAAAAACUUACUGAAAAACAAAAGGAAUUGACAAAAAAGCGCAGUGAAUUCAGUCAACUACGAAAUAUGAAUACACAUAAAAUAAAUGUUAUACGUCGGCAAAUCGAUUCAAUACGUAUAUGUCAAACACAAUUGAAUAAAAUGAAUACCACCAAUACUUUCUGUACCUUAGCAUUGGGGGAACUGUGGAAGAGUUUACGAGGAAUUCCUGAGGAUCUGGGUAUGCGUAAAGAACAUAUAGGCCAACAUUCACACCCUGUACAUCUUCAUCUUUGUAUAACACCAAGUUCAGUAUCGUCAAUAUCAUUAGCAUUUAAUGGUAGUGAUAAUAAUAAUAAUAAUAAUAGUAAUAAUACAAAUGAUAAAUCUACAAUGGAUAAUUCAAUUAUAAUUAGUAAUGAUCAAGCAGUGGCGGAUCCAGAAAAUCUGUAA